This is a messenger RNA of Lucilia cuprina (Australian sheep blowfly), 1948 nucleotides long. RefSeq names its product protein couch potato-like. The annotation marks the transcript as partial. Lineage: Eukaryota; Metazoa; Arthropoda; Insecta; Diptera; Calliphoridae. The record is from RefSeq and is a predicted model, not a curated record. The transcript has 2 exons.
ACGUGUAUCUACAACAGCCCCAAAAUCACUCCCCCCCAGACAAACGUGUACGAAAAAGCCAUCACCAUUUCGUCGAUUGCGAUUAAACGCAGGCCAACGCUGCCGCAAACGCCAGCGAGUGCCCCACAGGUGUUGUCACCCAAACGACAGUGUGCCGCAGCUGUAUCGGUUAUACCAGCCAACGCCGCCAAUCCAGCAGCAGCUCAACUAACACCCCAAAUACAAUACGCCACAGCACCCGCUAGCGCCACCGCCGCCCAUCAAGUCGCCUUGAAAGCCGGUCAUCAACAGUUUGCCUUUAAUACAGCUGCUGCUGCUCAAUUAGCUGCCACAGCAGCCAUUACAGCCCACUCACAUCCCCACCACCAGACACAAGUGGCUGCUGCAGCAGCUGCGGCCGCUGCUGCUGCUCAACAUCAACGUAAUAUAGCUGCUGUUGCUGCUCAACAUAUAAAUCCAGCAGCCGCUGCUGCUCUACUCAAUCACCAGUUUAGUCAGGGAGCCACACACCAGCAACACCACCAACAACAACAGGCCGCUGCAGCUGUAGCAGCUGCGGCAGCAAACGCUGCUCAUCAGCAACAUUUGGUAUUGCAACAGCAACAACACAUCUAUCAACAACACCAACAGCAUCAACAGUAUCAACAACAGCAACAACAAAUUAGACACUUGCAACAUCAACAACAGCAUCAUCACAAACAACAACAGUUAUUAGCGGUGACAACACCUACUGCCACAAGCAACCAACAAAGUUCCACUACACCCUCAUCGACUACAUCUCCUAACGCCUCUUUGGUCUCCUCCACCUCGUCAGUUAACAACACCAACAACAACAACAACAACUCAGUAACCAUUAAUAAUUCUCUACAUUCCAACGACUCAAAUACAUCGUCGUCCUCAUCAAAGACCGCAACACCCACACCAACAGCUACAUCGGUGGCAACAACUUCUGCCACAACUAACGACUCUCUAACCACAGUCAAUAGUAACGGUUGCAACCAGAACAACAACAGCAACUCAUCGAACAACUCGACAACAACCACAGCGACUACAACGUCAACAAUGGAAAAUCAAAUGUCUUUGGCGCCAUUGGGAUUAUCGCAAAGCAUGGAUUCGGUUAAUACAGCUAGUAAUGAAGAAGAGGUAUGUUUACAGUAAUUGUUUUUUCAAAAUUUUAAUAUAAAGUCUAGACAAGUAAGUAGCAAAGUAAAUAAAUCAAUUAAGAAAUUUAUUAUGAAAAUGAACAUGAAACUAGGUUAAAGUUACAAUAUUUAUGCGGUGAAUAAAUGCAGCAAAAAUAUUCGUUAUUGUUCUAUUUAAAAAAAAUGAUUAAUAAUUAUUAUAGCAUGUUAUAGAAUUACUUUAUUUUCAAAUAACAAUAGACAUCCGACAAUUUAAUAUUUAUAGAAAAUAAUAAUGAAAUAAAAAACACGCACUUUUAAUAAAAGUUAUUGUUUUAAAAUGGCAUAGGUUAAAAAGUUUAGUAAAUUAAGUUGAAAGUAGUCAGGGUCAUUUAUCUGAAAUUCGUGUUACAGGAAUAAUGGUGAAGAAAAUGUGGAUUUAUAAAAAUUUCUAUCAAUUAGGGAACAGGUAUUUGGAAGGAUUAAACACAUCUAUCGCAUUUGAGCACUUUUUUGAAGAGUUACUACGUAGUUCAAGUUUUAGAUAACUUAACUUUAAGCUAAUCUAGUUAAUUAUUUACAUUAAUUUUUUUUAAUUCCCACUGAAACCUAAAAAUUUCCUAAUAAAAAAAAAAACUUCACUCACCCAUUCAACAUUAAAUGCGCGUCAUUUUAAAUCGAUUUUUCGUGUUACUUUAAUGAAUGAAAUUUAACUACUUUACUGUCGUGUCGUCAUAUACUUUAAUUUGAAUUUUAGCCAAACAAUUAUUAUACACAGGGUGUGUUUAGCACUAAACAACAAAAAACAAAAAAAAAAAAAAAAAAAC